This is a messenger RNA of Penicillium soppii, 486 nucleotides long. RefSeq lists its product as uncharacterized. The transcript has 3 exons. The record is from RefSeq and is a predicted model, not a curated record. Lineage: Eukaryota; Fungi; Ascomycota; Eurotiomycetes; Eurotiales; Aspergillaceae. The coding region runs from base 1 to 486 and encodes 161 amino acids.
AUGAUAGCAGCUGACCGGCGUUUCACUCCCUUCUGGCAGGGUGGAACUGAGGACUUCCACGAGUUGGAGGAUGCGGCCAAGGAGAAGUUGGGUCCCGCGGUUCGGGAUUUGGUCGUUGGCUUCAAGGUUUUGCUCGACGGUCACCGCAAGCAAUUCAAGAUUGCAACUGACAAGAAGGUCGAAAAGGAUGUUGCCGCAAUUUAUGAAGCUGUUGUCAACAACCGUCGCCGGAUGUUGGCUCCUGUUUCCAUGACCGCUGGCAUGACGGCGCUUCGCCGUCUUUCUGCCGAGGCUUCGACUUAUCCUGGCGCGCGUCUCUCCGAUGACGGUUACCAUGCUUGGGCCUUUGCCAUCCGUACCUUCCGCGCUCGCAUCGUCGCCAUUGUUGAGGAUCAGGAUUCGUUCGACGAUCUUGAUGAUUCUGAGUUUGCCACACUCAGAGCCGACGUUGUGCAGGAUUUUCCCGUUGAGGACUACCUCGUUUGA